AUGGGAUCUUAUGUGAAAAGUCAAUCCCCAAAACAGCUACAGGUCAAUAUAGAUGUGAAGGAAACAAAAGCAGACCAGAGGACAGAAGAAAUACCAAUAACAGAAGGCUAUUGUGGUUUUAAUGACAGAAGGCUGGUGUGGUUCUUGUGGAGAUUUUUGUUUGGUGAGUUGCACUUUGAGGACUGUAAUGGUUUGAAAAGUGUGUGUUGUAAGUAG
Molecule: messenger RNA, 216 nt
Organism: Ascoidea rubescens DSM 1968
Lineage: Eukaryota; Fungi; Ascomycota; Saccharomycetes; Ascoideales; Ascoideaceae
Exons: 1
Coding region: 1-216 (71 amino acids)
Source: RefSeq, a predicted model, not a curated record